GGAAAAGAGGGGGCGCAGCGCAGCACACCACUCGCGCAAUCACAACAAGUCCGAGCCGGAGGCGAGGAAGGGAAGGGGAGAAGCCACCGCCGCCGUCAUGUCGGGGGGAAUCGCGCGCGGCCGCCUCGCCGAGGAGCGCAAGGCGUGGCGCAAGAACCACCCGCACGGGUUCGUCGCGAAGCCGGAGACGCUGCCCGACGGGACGGUGAACCUGAUGGUCUGGCACUGCACUAUCCCCGGCAAGCAAGCGACUGAUUGGGAAGGUGGAUACUACCCUCUUACCCUUCAUUUUAGUGAGGAUUACCCUAGCAAACCUCCCAAGUGCAAGUUCCCACAGGGUUUCUUCCACCCAAAUGUCUAUCCUUCAGGAACAGUCUGCCUUUCGAUUCUUAAUGAGGACAGCGGUUGGAGACCAGCUAUUACUGUCAAGCAAAUUCUCGUUGGGAUUCAGGAUCUGCUUGAUCAGCCAAAUCCUGCUGACCCUGCUCAGACUGAUGGCUAUCAUCUUUUUAUCCAGGAUCCAACAGAGUAUAAGAGGCGUGUUAGGCUGCAGGCUAAGCAGUAUCCUGCGUUGGUCUGAAAAUGUUGGCCGUUUAGGGAUCCAUGCUGCACAUCCGCAUAGUUGUUGCUAGUAUCUUGAAUGAAAAGACCAAAUGUAACCUGGGGAAAGGAUGCUUUGAGAAGUACCUAUCGUCAUUGUGGACCAGUUGUGUCUGUAAACGGGUUUCUUAACCGUUUGAGUGUGUGUUUUCUGGGAGAAUGUCAAAAACUUUGCUUUGUUUGAGUGCGUGUAGUUUGACAAAUUUGAAUGUGGAGAAAACAUAUCAGUUUGCCCGAA
Phragmites australis (common reed) is the source of this 838-nucleotide messenger RNA. Its product is annotated as SUMO-conjugating enzyme SCE1. The record is from RefSeq and is a predicted model, not a curated record. Gene Ontology annotation, cellular component: nucleus. The transcript is spliced from 5 exons. Lineage: Eukaryota; Viridiplantae; Streptophyta; Magnoliopsida; Poales; Poaceae. Gene Ontology annotation, biological process: protein sumoylation. Gene Ontology annotation, molecular function: SUMO conjugating enzyme activity. Bases 98 to 580 code for a protein of 160 amino acids.